This is a messenger RNA of Drosophila sulfurigaster albostrigata, 666 nucleotides long. RefSeq lists its product as uncharacterized. The transcript has a single exon. The coding region runs from base 69 to 611 and encodes 180 amino acids. Lineage: Eukaryota; Metazoa; Arthropoda; Insecta; Diptera; Drosophilidae. The record is from RefSeq and is a predicted model, not a curated record.
UACUAUUUGACUAUCCCAAAUUAAACUGCUGUAGUACACAAAGAAUCAACGCAUAUUACAACAAUAUAAUGGUUAAUUAUAUGCCGCCAAGCGACAAGAAUUUCGAAUUCAAUUGGAACGAUGGCGUCGACAAAUCUUUUUUGCUUAUGUCAAUGAUUGUCUCGGUAAUCGCGACGCUGCUGCUCCUGCUCAUCUACUUUUUGGUGGCCUACUUCCUGCCAAGCCCUAUUAAUCGGCAACAGGUCAACGAGUGCUGUCGUCGGCGUUAUGCCAACUUUAUCUUUCGUCGGCUAUUGUCUCAGCUGGAUGAUGCAUUCAAGCAGCGACCAAUUGCUGGCGAGGAGUUGAUAUGUUGCAUCCAAGCCAGAGAGCAGGCAUUUUCGGCCAUCCUAAUGUUUUGUCGGGAUGCCGCUACGGUUUUAUACCCCGAAUGUGAGCUGGACUCGCCGGCAGCUAGCGAAGUCUACUGUGUGCUGGACGAGGAGGAGAACGAACUCAUUGCCAAGGGCUAUGCCAGCGUCGAUGUUGAUGUCACAACUGGUUUCCUGAAGAGUCUACUUUAUCCCAAAAGUGCUGAGCCCUCUCUUUCUACCAAUAGAAUCAUUUUGUAGCUUUAUAUCAAGGGCUUAAAUAAUCAUUGUACUAAUCAUUUGUUGAAGUGCUAAA